UGAAAUUGCUGCAAAAUGGCUGCAGUGUUUCGUCGCUUCCGGUGUCUUCACGCUCAGAGGCGCCUGGCUGCUUGGCAACCAGAUCCGAAGCCAACAACACAAGCAGGACAUACACGGUGAAGACCAUGCGUCGCUCAGCUGCCAGAUCACGGGGAGAUAAAAGCCGCAUUGAUUCUGUCCCAGGUAAUGCUGCUUCGGUCCAGUCUGUUGAGACUGUGGACAUUGUCCCAGGACGCCUUACAGACUCCACCUGGACCAGCAUGCUCUCCCAGGAGGAGGGUGAGGAGGUGCUGGUGGAUAUCAUAGCAGAACUGAUGGAAGAAGUGAUGGACAGAUGCUAUCAGCUGUAUCUACAAAGACAAUUGAUACCCUUCUCGGUGUGGUGGGCACAGAAUAACCUGGCGGAGACGCUAGAAUGUCUUCUCCUGAGGAGAGAUGAAGGGGAUGAUCCAGAACAUGAACUCUUUUGGCAAGAGGACUAAGAGCCCCAGCCCUGUGCGACUGAUUCUUGGGCUGAAGGAUCUGUACCUGUGCUUCAUGCUGGUCAGGAAUAGCACAAGGUAAGAAAAGGUGGGGGUCAGUAAGACAGUAAGACUUUCUUAACAAGUUAUAUUUUAGGUUUAUAUGACAUCCCAAACAAUCUGAAGUGAAAAGACUGGUGGACCAGACAGAAGAUUGUUAUGACUGAAACCAAAUUCUGAACCAUUAUGGAGUAGCAUAAGCUUUAAACAAUUUCACCCACACCAGCUGGAUUGCACAAAGUCAGCUUUGUCCACAACCAUUCAUAAUUUCCACCACAAGAUGUCGCUGCAAAACCAUAAACAGUCCCUGCAUGGUUAAACCAUGACAGAGUUUUACACUGACAACAUGGAAACUACUCGGUUACAAAAUGUACAUUAGUUCAGCGGUGGAAAAACAACCUCAUGAUUAUUAACUGCAUGAUUGUUUUAUACCUGAUUGAAUGACACACACUGAUUCUAGAUGGAGCCAGUUUGCUUUAACAUUUGCACAAAACAAGCAACAUCAGAAUGAAUGCAUAAGCUCAUAAAUAUUCAUGCAAGUAAAGUCCUGUGGGGACUGAAGCGUUCUUGGAAAUGGAAACAUUGGGCUGGAAAAACAUAACCCGUCUUUUCUUCACAGCGAUUAAAACAUUCAAGUGAACUAAAUAAAGAGCAUCACUGCUAGAAGCUCCUCCGUCUUUAUACUUAAUGUAUCAAUCUUGAGUCUAUAUUUCCACACAGGCCUAAAAUUAAAUGCUAGAAAAGUGCCUGGAGUGAUUCACAAAUGCUGGUUCCGCGUCAGUGGAAAGGAUGAUGUGAGAUUAGAAGAAUUUUGGGUAAUAUCAUAAAAAGAUAUUCAUGUAGACUGUGAUCUCAGCAUUGAUCCACGGGCUGCUGUCUUCCUUGCCCUUCGGCUGCCAAAAAUAAGAAUGAAGUACAAAUGUAAAAUGCUUUUAUUCCUCCUGUGAGAAUAAAAUUAGAGCCAGAGGGCCUAUUAAGGUGAGUUUGCAAAAGACGUCAACGAGACCACCCGCUGUUUUAUUCUGUUCCCGAAGAAUAAAAAAAGAAGUUCCAAAACGUCUAAAGAACAAGCGUGGCAUACUGAUGACUAUUUAAAAGUCUGUCUGCUCAGCCAUACCUGCGCGGUUCUGAUCAUUACACUCUCUCAUGACCUGAUUUUCUAGCAUGGUUUACACUCUCGUUUCAACUCUCAGUCCUCAGCGGUACUGAAAUUGUUUGGAAAUGCACUGCGGGGAUCUUUUAAAAACCCUUUUCCUUAUUUUACCCCAUCAAACUCUCAGACGGGUGAGUUUACGAGCGGAUUUUAAUCAGUUUCAUUUGGAUUCUCUCAGCGGGGGCUUCAAAGGGCAUCAAAUAAAGAGUUUUUAGAUCACAGCUCAGCUUUGGACGUGUAAAUGCCAAAUGAUAACAAUCACGUUUUGAUUUGAUACUAGCCAUGCAUCACUCAUGCAUGAUUUGGGGUCACAUUUAUGUUCUCAGGUAACAGAUUUUGGUUAUAAAAACAUGGGAUAUCUGUUUUGAAAUGUUUUUGUCAUGAUUAGAACAUUAUUUAAAGGUUACAAAAAUGUUCUACUAACUUUAUUUUUACCGAAAGUAUAAUGUUAUUUGAAAGUUUUUUUUUUAAAGGUCACCCAAAAAUGGUAAUCAAAAAGUAAUCAAAUGUAAUCAGUUACAUUACUUUAAUAAAGUAGCCUGUAACCUAUUGCAUUUCCAAAGUAACCUUCCUGACCUUCAACUGUUGGGUUACCAACGUUCUUCAAAAGAUCUUCUUUUGUGCUCAACAUUUUUGGGUGAACUAUCCCUUUAA
Cyprinus carpio (common carp) is the source of this 2328-nucleotide messenger RNA. RefSeq lists its product as uncharacterized. The record is from RefSeq and is a predicted model, not a curated record. NCBI's taxonomy places the organism in Eukaryota, Metazoa, Chordata, Actinopteri, Cypriniformes, Cyprinidae.